Lactuca sativa (garden lettuce) is the source of this 2523-nucleotide messenger RNA. Its product is annotated as auxin response factor 1. The record is from RefSeq and is a predicted model, not a curated record. Gene Ontology annotation, cellular component: nucleus. Gene Ontology annotation, biological process: regulation of DNA-templated transcription; response to hormone. Gene Ontology annotation, molecular function: DNA binding. NCBI's taxonomy places the organism in Eukaryota, Viridiplantae, Streptophyta, Magnoliopsida, Asterales, Asteraceae.
AGGGGUCGUGUCGGCUUCAACCAGGCAAAGACCAUCAAUAAUCCAUCAUCUUUAAUCUUCCCCUUUUCACCUUUACUCUUUUCUUCGAAACCCUAAUCAUUUACUAUAACACACAUCUUUCUAUCAACUCCUUCUUUGAUCCUCAAUUUUUGCGUUCGUUAGAUUGCGAUUGGUGUGGAUAUGUUGGAUGCUGUGGAUUCUCAUUGAUUUUCCGUCACUUUUGCUUCAAUCUGUGGGCACAUUCAUUGUACUCAAUACAAGACUGUGCUUCAGUGCUCACACUUUGUUAUAUCUAGUGUUGCUCCCUAAAUUAAAUUGUUUUCUUCAUGGCACAUGUUGCUGCUACUCAUUUUCCUGGAGGGCCUCAAUCAGGAUCCUCUGGUGAUGCCAUAUACAAAGAAUUGUGGCAUGCCUGUGCUGGCCCUCUUGUCAAUGUCCCUCGUGAAGGAGAACGUGUUUAUUACUUCCCUCAAGGCCACAUGGAACAGCUUGAGGCUUCCAUGCAUCAAGGAUUAGACCAGCAGCUCCCAUCAUUUAAUUUACCAGCCAAAAUACUAUGUAAAGUGAUGAAUGUUCACCUUCGGGCUGAACCAGAAACUGAUGAAGUUUAUGCACAAAUAACACUCUUGCCUGACACAAAUCAAAAUGAGGUAACAAGCCCAGAUCCUCCACUUCCAGAACCUCCUAAUUGCACUGUCCACUCAUUCUGCAAGACACUUACUGCAUCUGAUACAAGCACUCAUGGUGGAUUCUCUGUUCUUCGUAGGCAUGCAGAUGACUGUUUGCCCCCACUGGACAUGUCCCAACAGCCACCCUGGCAAGAACUGGUUGCUAGUGAUCUUCAUGGCAACGAAUGGCAUUUUCGUCAUAUUUUCCGAGGUCAACCUCGUCGUCACUUGUUGACUACUGGAUGGAGUGUGUUUGUUAGUGCAAAAAAGUUGGUUGCUGGUGACGCUUUUAUCUUUUUAAGGGGGGAAAAUGGGGAGCUACGCGUUGGAGUAAGGAGGCUUAUGAGACUUUUAAACAAUAUGCCAUCAUCUGUGAUAUCAAGUCAUAGCAUGCAUCUUGGUGUUCUUGCUACUGCCUCUCAUGCAAUUGCAACUGGAACCCUUUUUUCAGUUUUUUAUAAACCAAGAACUAGUCGAUCAGAGUUCAUUGUGAGCCUUAACAAGUACCUUGAAGCUCAAAACCAUAAGCUUUCAGUUGGAAUGAGGUUUAAAAUGAGAUUUGAAGGUGAAGAGGUUCCUGAAAGAAGGUUUAGUGGGACCAUAGUUGGUGUUGGAGAUACCGCAUCAUCAAAAUGGCUGGAUUCUGAAUGGCGAUCCCUAAAGGUUCAAUGGGAUGAACCCUCAUCAAUAUUACGCCCAGAUAGAGUCUCACCUUGGGAACUGGAACCACUUGUAGCAUCCAACACUUCAUCAAACCCUCAACCUCCACAUAGAAAUAAGCGGGCUCGUCCUCCCGUCUUACCUUCUUCCAUGCCAGAUCUUUCCACACUUGGGAUGUGGAAACCGCCUGCUGAUCGCCACUCAGCAUUUCAAUAUUGUGAGCCACAACGUGGGCGUGAUAUUUACCCAUCAAAUAAUGUCAACAGUAUCUCCCUGAGUUACAGUGAAAAUGGUUCUAUGCCACCUGUUUCCACCACAUCUAUUCAAUGGUCAAACUUAAGGGAGCCACUAACAGAAUCAUUUGAACAUGUGGCUAAUAAAGAAAAUGGUGAAAAGAGACAGAGUAAUGGGUACAGACUAUUUGGAAUCGAGUUGCUUGAACACUCAACUGUGGAUGAAACUUCACCCGUUGGUAUGGGCAUGUCUAGAGGAAUGACUGAGGAAUUACGAAUAUGCCCUCUAGAUACAGAAUCUGAUAUUCCUUCAGCAAGCUGUGAGCCUGAGAAAUCUAGUGUGUUGCAUACUAGACAAAUCCGUAGCUGCACUAAGGUUCAUAUGCAAGGAAUUGCUGUUGGUAGAGCUGUAGAUUUGACACAAUUUAAUUGUUAUGAGGAUUUGCUGAGCAAAUUAGAAAAUAUGUUUGAAAUUGAAGGUGAACUUCGUGAAGUACCAAAAAAAUGGCAAGUUGUAUACACGGAUGUCGAGGAUGACAUCAUGAUGGUUGGAGAUGAUCCAUGGCAUGAGUUUUGCAAUAUGGUGAGAAAGAUCUUCAUAUACACUACCGAAGAAGCCAAGAGGCUUUCCCCAAAAAUAAAACUUCCAGAAAACGAUGAAAUAAUACAAGGGAAACCGGCUCAAGAUAGCACUGAAGAACAUUCAUCAUCAAAUGAAGGUUCUGGUUGCUGAUUUUUUUUCUAAAAAAAUAUAUAUUCUAAGAGUAAAAAACAAUUUUUUUUUUUCGGGGGACCUUAUAAGGGUCUGAUCUUGUUAAGUUUAAUAUGUUGUUUUGGGUUUACCCACAUCUAUCCUACAAAGAAAGAGAUAGAGUAGUGUGACUAGUUUCUAACGUAUUUUAUAUUAUUUUUGAUAUACGCUGGACUGUUGAUUUCUGUAUAUAUAGUACAAAUGUUGUCUA